Messenger RNA from Arabidopsis arenosa, 1717 nucleotides. The record is from the annotation of a GenBank genome assembly. NCBI's taxonomy places the organism in Eukaryota, Viridiplantae, Streptophyta, Magnoliopsida, Brassicales, Brassicaceae.
ACUUAGUCAGCUUCAGCAUCAUAAUAUCAUGUCUUCUUCUAGUUCAUUCGCUGAUUCCGACUCCACUUCUUCCUUCUUGACACCCUCUUUGGAGUUCCCGGAUCGCAUCAGUUUCCGAGAAAUGGACUUAAGUGAAGCAGGUCCUAGUUCCCGGGAUCGUAUUAGUUUUCGAAUCCAAGGAGUUGAAGGAGAAAUUGAUCGGAUUAAUCUUUCUCCUGGGGUUUUUGGUCCUGACGAUUUGGCGAUUUCUUUAGAAGCUUGUAAAAAGCGUUCGUUUUCAGAUAGUCACAAGGUUCAGGCUCAGCAUUUGAGUGAAGCAGGUCCUAGUGGUGUUGUUGUUGCUUCUAAUUCAACGAAUCGGGACAUUAAUGAGGCGAUGCGUUCCGAGUUGAGUGAGAUUGGGAAUUUAAGCACUCCUGUGGAUAGAGUAGUAGUUUAUGGUGGUACGCCAGGAAUUGUAGAGAAUAGGCGUGGUUUUGAACGAACACCGACUAUUUUGGUGAAGUCGAAAGGGUAUCUUGUUCCCAAUGAUGUAGUGGCUGUUGGUGGUGGUAUUAAGGGGGUAAGACCACCAGUACUUAAGCCUCCUCCGGCGAUGAAACGACCUCCUAUUGAUCUUCGGGGAUCUUCUUGGGAUUUCCUUACACAUUUCGCUCCAAGUGAAACAGUUAAGCGGCCGAGUUCCUCUUCUUCUUCUUCCGAGAAUGGCUGUGAUGAAGCAGAAGCUAAGGAAGAGGAAGUGGAAACGGAAGAGACGGGAGCUAGGUUUAUCCAGUUGGGGGAUACGGCUGACGAGGCAUGCUCAUUCACUACAAACGAGGGUGACUCGUCAAGCACAGUAUCAAAUACUUCGCCCAUCUAUCCUGAUGGAGGUUCUAUCAUAACGUCUUGGCAGAAGGGUCAACUUCUGGGACGAGGAUCAUUUGGCUCUGUGUAUGAAGGCAUUUCAGCAGAUGGAGAGUUCUUUGCUGUCAAGGAAGUUUCACUUAUUGAUCAGGGAUGUCAGGCACAAGAAUGCAUACAACAACUUGAGGGGGAGAUUGCACUACUUAGUCAGCUUCAGCAUCAGAAUAUUGUGCGAUAUCGUGGCACAGCCAAGGACGGGUCAAAUUUGUACAUUUUUCUUGAGCUUGUAACCCAAGGGUCCCUUCUAAAACUCUACCAAAGAUACCAGCUUCGGGACUCUGUAGUUUCCUUGUACACAAGACAGAUUCUUGACGGUUUGAAAUAUCUCCACGAUAAAGGUUUUAUUCACAGGGACAUCAAAUGUGCCAAUAUAUUGGUGGACGCUAAUGGCGCCGUCAAACUUGCAGAUUUUGGAUUGGCAAAGGUGUCAAAGUUCAACGACAUUAAGUCCUGCAAGGGAACUCCAUUUUGGAUGGCUCCAGAGGUUAUUAACCAGAAGGAUAGUGAUGAUUAUGGAUAUCCAGCUGAUAUUUGGAGCCUUGGGUGCACUGUACUGGAAAUGUAUACUGGGCAGAUCCCCUACUUCGAUCUAGAACCCGUUCAAGCCCUGUUUAGGAUCGGAAGGGGUACGCUUCCGGAAGUACCUUAUACUUUAUCACAAGACGCUCGCCAUUUCAUACUUAAGUGUCUCACAGUGAGCCCGGAAGAGCGGCCAACUGCAGCUGAACUGCUGAACCAUCCAUUUGUGAGAAGGCCCUUACCACCUUUUAUGUAAAAACACUAUUAUGUAAAAUGAAUUCAGUCAAUAAAA